AUGUCGAUGGUUUUUUCGGAAGAGUGGGGCUAUCAAGAUGAUAUUUUUGCUAGAAAUAAUUCUAAUAUUAACGUAGAUACUUCCGAGAAUAUGAUUUCCACGGAGUACCUCAGCGGUAUACAUAGUAUCCUCCAGGCUCAUGCCGAUGACAACGACGUCCACAAGAAUUCCGUUCUUGAAAUAAAGUCCAAUGAAGCUGUUAUUGUGUUCAAUUCCUCAGUUAACACUACAGAGUCCGUGUUUAUCCCGGAACUGUUCUACAGACACUCUAUGGCCAUGACAACGGUCUACUGUGUAGCAUAUCUGUUGGUGUUUGCUCUUGGACUGGUUGGAAAUUUCUUUGUGAUCGCAGUGGUGUUUCGAUCGCCCAGAAUGAGAACUGUUACGAACUUUUUUAUCGUUAAUUUGGCAGUAGCUGAUAUUUUAGUAAUCGUCUUUUGCCUACCUGCAACACUGAUGUCCAAUAUUUUCGUUCGUGUAAAAAUAAUUUUUGGUUUAGUUAAAGUUUUUAAAGACACUUAG
Diabrotica balteata is the source of this 522-nucleotide messenger RNA. The record is from the annotation of a GenBank genome assembly. Lineage: Eukaryota; Metazoa; Arthropoda; Insecta; Coleoptera; Chrysomelidae.